Molecule: messenger RNA, 4627 nt
Organism: Tigriopus californicus
Lineage: Eukaryota; Metazoa; Arthropoda; Copepoda; Harpacticoida; Harpacticidae
Cellular component (GO): cell septum; cell periphery
Molecular function (GO): chitin synthase activity
Source: RefSeq, a predicted model, not a curated record
GGGUUGUGACCCAGGUGCCAUAAUGAAGGGCAUGACUGAGCCUCUGAAGGAACAAUUCAAUCGCCUCUCUGAAGAGACAUCCGAGACCAGCCCGGAAUCAACCACUAGUUCUCGGAAAUUCGAUUUUGACCGUGAGGAAAAAAAUGGCGAAGGACUUCGCUUUCGAGGACCUGCAGUCGAUCCGGUCAAGAUCCAGGGCGUGUCUGCGACUGGUGAGAGCAAACCAGCUUGCUCAGAUCAAGAAGAUGAUGAUGGAAUACGUCAUAGUACCACCAACAUCCAUCCAGAUCAUAUAAAACCCAGUCCAGUCGAAUCGCGCUUGCUUUUCAAACCCUUUGAAGGAAUGCCAACUAAAAUGAAGAUGACUCCAAAUGUGAAAAAGCGCAUGGAUGUUUGUGCCAAGAAAACAGCCUCCCUAAAGAAAAAACCAAUCAGCGAUCUUUCAUGUGGCCAUUUGGAAUCAAGUGAAUAUUGGGAUACCCAUGUUUAUGGGAGCCCUAGAGAACCUCGAGAUGGUUCGUCCUCGGAAACUGAAGACGAUCCCCCGGCGAUGAACCCGAACGGAAGUACUCCAAAAUCAGUCGAUCCCAGGAAAUUCUCCAAACAGAGUGCCAAAAGAGCGUGGAGCAAAAUUACGGCGAACUUUCACGCCCAGAGCUUCUUUUGCCAAUUCCGAUUAAUUGAAGCAGGUCAAGUGAUGUACUACAUCGGCUAUGCUUUGCUUGGUCCUAUGGUAUUCGUCGCCACCUUGCUGAGCUUGUUCCUUGUGUUUACGGGAACAUCUUACUUCACCACUGGCCAUGUCGUGGUAAUGGUGCCCUCGGAGUACGAGGAUGUUCAAGCCUUCAAGCGAUGCGUUGUUCCUCAAGAACAUCGUCUUCAAUGGGUCUUCACCUUUAUGGCUAUCUUCAUGUUUAGACAAUUUUCUGACUUUCUAGAAGCCUUCUGCAAAUCUCGAGUGGUCUCAUUUGGGAACAGCUACCUAUCAACGUUCAUUCUCAUUGUGGAAGAGGUGGUUCACUUGUGUGGACUUUGGAUGCUCGUGUUUGAUGUGCUUCCUGAUGUGGACCUCCGGUAUGGAACUUUGAGCCCUUUUUGUCUGGGCAUGAUUCCAUCCGUGAUUGGUCUCAUGACCAAUCGAUUCGGUACCAAGUGGAUCUUUGUGAAACAAAUAAUCGUAUCUAUUAUUUCUGUGAUUGGACAAUUUGGGCUUGGGUGGAUAGUUUUGAGAUCCCAGGACGACUUGCUUCGAAAAAUGUUUUGGUGCUGCAUGGCAAUUUCAGUCAAGUUCUGGGAUCAUUUUGUGGUGCAGCCAAGAAACUCUCAGCCAAACGAGAGAAAUUCCCUAAUGGCUAUGUUGUUCAAGCUAGCAGAUCACAAGAGGAAGUGGCUACAUUCGAUCAAGCUGUUGGCAUUCCCAGUGAAAUUUUUUUGUCUCUACAUAUUGCUGUCUCAAUACUUUGGGUACAUUGGAUUUAUGCCAAUCAUCAAUUUGAUCCAACAAGUAUAUCCAUUCACAUCAGAUACAUUGCAGUGCAGGACACUUGGUCCCCCUAUUCUAAGUGGGCCCACAGUGUCAUUGGAGAGCGUCCCAGCUUCGAGCUACAUACCCUAUAUCCUAGGUAUGUUUUUAUUUACCUUGCCAGAAUUCUUGAAAACCUGGGGUAAGUGGGUCUCCCAUAUGGGUCAGCACUUCAAUCUUUUCGUCAUGCCAACCUUCCUGGCAUUAUUGACUAUGCAUGGGUUUGCCUGGUGUGUAGGACUGGAAAAUGGAUCGGUUGUGGUCGCUUACUUCGUCAAAAUAUUUGGACACGGAACUUUCAGCCCGUUUCUUCCUCGAAACUCAUUCAGUAUGGAUAAUUCGGAUCUCAUUUGUCUGGGACUGAUCAUUCUCAGCUCUUUUCUGUGCUGCUACAGCCAGUGGCUGAAAUUUUUGGACUAUUAUGUGCUUCAGAACCAGUUCAUGGUCAAGAUCAAGCCGAACAUAACACCUUUCAUAUUUGGACAAAACUAUGACUUCCGCGUUACUGCAAGAACCGAUGCCGAAAGUAUGCCUCCAGCUGUUGCCAGUCGACCUUUCAUCUACGCGUGUGCCACGAUCUGGAGAGAGGAUAUGCAUGAGAUGUCCAAUCUGGUGAAGUCCUUGUUCCAGAUAGAUCGUGCUUGCGCCCAGUUGCAGACCGCCUGCAAGUUUGAAUUCAUCAUUGUAAUUGAUGAUGCCUUUCACCACGCUUCGGCUUACAAACUUCUCGGAAAACAAGUGUUCAAGCUACUCAAUGUGAUUCGAAGGAUGAUGAGAUCCGAUGCGCAAAUUCCUGAAGUCACCUACCCAACUCCCUUCGGUGCCCGAAUGGAAAUGACUUUACCUGAUGGGGGAACGAAACUGGUCAUCCUGUUAAAAGACACCUCUCUAGUGAAGCAAGGCAAAAGAUUCUCCCAAGCCCUGUACCUGAAUUACCUGGUCGAUUUCCAGUUUCAAGACUUGGAGACCAUGCCCCUUCCGAUCCGGAAUGAAAUAGUGCGAAACAAGUUCAUUCUCACGCUCGAUGGAGACGUAAAUUUCACGCCUGCGUCUGUGUUCAAGCUCCUGGAUAGAAUGACCACCCACCCAAUGUUGUCGGCUGUCUGUGGCCGAAUUAUCCCAACCGGCCCUUGUACCUUGUGGACCCACGCCCAGAUCUAUGAGUAUGCCAUCGGUCAUUGGAUCCAAAAGCCAGUGGAAGAUUGUCUGGGUUCAGUGCUUUGUGCCCCUGGUUGCUUCUCCAUGUUUCGUUUGUAUGACAUGAUGGAAACCAAAUACCAUUGGGCAUACUCCGUAUCAAGGCCUCACACCAUCUCCAUGAAGCUUCGUAUGGACCAAGGUGAAGAUCGAUGGAUGUCGUUUCUUCUGAUCGCCGCGGGUGGUCGGAUUGGAUAUGAACCGGACGCGAUUUGCUUUACCGAAUGCCCGGAUACUCUGGCCAAGCUGUUUGGUCAGCGACGACGGUGGAUCACUUCAAGCUUUAUGGGAGUGUAUCAUUUUGCUUCUAUCCUGUUCACCCAAACGACCCAAGACCAACUGCAUGUUGGAAAUCCAGCCCAAUGGUAUCAAAUGUUCAUCACCGCCAGUACUCUGCUUUCUCCGGCCGUUUGUCUCAUGUUCUUGGUGUUUGGCUUUAAUUACACCACAGGUAUCUCACUCGUCGCAAGUGCUUUUCUGUUUGUGAUGCCCAUUGCUGUCUACGCAUACAUUUGCCAUGUGUGUGAGGACAAAGUGGCUGUGCUGUAUGGAUGCAUAUUAUCCGGAUUGUUUACUGCUCCAUUGGCUUUGGUGGUGAUAAGCUUGCUGCAAGUGGGAUAAACUCGAGGAUUCUUCAUCCCUUCCGUGGUUCUUUUGUCUACCAUGCUUCUCCAACAUGUCUUGGCUGCGAUUAGCUAUCCAGCCGAGUAUUCAAAUCUUCUGUAUCUACCCGCCUACAUGGUCUCAUUGCCCAUGCUCUACCUGAUUCUACCCAUAUUCUCAACUCUCACGGUCAAUCCCAAUGAAUGGGGAACCAGAGAUGCUCUCCUACAAACCAGUGCCGCUGAGGCCGAGAGUGAAGAGGAAGGUAAACCAAAGACCAAACCACCCACAUUCUUCGAUAAUUUCUACUUCAACGUGAAAGCUAUCAUGCCAUUUACCGAGGUUGGCAAGAAGAAGGAGAAGAAGAGCGAUUUUGAUAACCGUCAGGGAAGACGUCCCCUGACGGCUGAUCAGUUCGAAAAGGAGUACAAAUAUCAUUUCACUCACAUCUAUUGGGCUCGAGAUGUUCCGGGGGGAUCCCUGGCUCCAUUGAACCAGAUCGAACAGGUGUGGUGGAUUACUCUUUUGGAGAAAAUCCAUUUGAAACCUGAAAUGCCUUCUCCCCAAGAAGUCAAAAAAGAGCGAGAGAUGAUCCAUGAAUUCCGCACCAGUAACUUCUUGGCUAUUCUCUUCGUUAGUGUAAUUUUGGCCACUAUACUCAUUUUGACCAACACCGAGGAUUUUGAGAUUGAAUGGCCUCUUGCGUAUAAAACCACCAAGGUGAUCGCAUUGUCCAAUCUAGAAAAUGGUCUGUUUACCACUCGUGUCCUGGAGAGAGUGACUCCCUACUACAUCAGUUAUCCCUACUACAUUGUGAGCUUCUUGCUCCUAACCGUCCUGAGUUUUCAAUGCAUCUUCGGACUGCUCAAUGGAGCCUUGACUUUCUGGACCCGCGCAGUUUCCGUUUGGUCUCGCCACUAUCGAUAUCGUCUAAUGGCCAAUUGGUCUAAAGCUCAUCGGGAAUGUUUUCCUGAAACAUUCAUCGUCCCAAGUGCCGAUCCCUUAAUCUACUUCCGAGUUAAAGAGUCCGAAUAUCCUGCCUAUGAAGAACUAAACAGAGUGGAUUAUGAGGAAGAAGUGUUUGACGAUUGGGCCAUCAGCCGCAUUGACAACUUUUCUGUGUCGAAAAAAUCCAAGGACAAUGGUGACCAUAUUCAGAUUUGGUGCUUCUCGUGUUAUCGACAGAGGGAACUUCAUCGGAUUGCCUAUGCUUACGAAGCUCUCACCAAAGUUCAACGCAACAGGUUCUUUACUUUUGACGAGCAAGCGACCAUCAAAGAGCUCAUGAAGACCAGAAUCAAGGAU